Messenger RNA from Diabrotica balteata, 1323 nucleotides. NCBI's taxonomy places the organism in Eukaryota, Metazoa, Arthropoda, Insecta, Coleoptera, Chrysomelidae. The record is from the annotation of a GenBank genome assembly.
UUCCUUCAAACCUGAACGAACGUCAACUACUGUAGGUGAGGUUACGUGGCCGACAGUUUUCUAAUUUUAAUUUUAAGUAAACAUGUAUCUUUUCGGCUUCCUUAUUUCACUGGUUUGUUUGGGCAUAAAUCAGAGUUUGGCCUAUUUUAUCACAGUAGAUGCACAUGCAGAAGAAUGUUUCUUUGACAAAGUGGAAGCUGGCACAAAAAUGGGUCUCACUUUUGAAAUAGCUGAGGGGGGAUUCCUCGAUAUAGAUGUGCGUAUUAUAGAUCCUAAUGGCCAGAAUUUAUACCAGGGUGAAAGGGAAACUGCCGGAAAGUACACCUUUGCAGCACACACAUCUGGUAUAUAUACUUAUUGUUUCUCAAACAAGAUGUCAACUAUGACACCUAAAGUUGUUAUGUUUAAUAUGGCUGUUGGUGAAUCUCCAAAAGCUGAGCAACAAGAAGGUGAAAAUGCUAAUAAGUUGGAGGAAAUGAUAAGAGAACUUACAAAUUCAUUGUCUGGUGUAAAACAAGAACAGGAAUAUAUGCAGGUUAGAGACAGAAUUCAUAGGAGCAUCAAUGAAAGCACAAAUUCUAGGGUAGUUAUGUGGUCCUUCUUUGAAGCAGUAAUUUUAGUAGCUAUGACUGUAGGGCAGGUAUACUAUCUCAAGAGGUUCUUCGAAGUAAGAAGAGUCGUGUAAACCUUAAGUCUGAUCUUCUAGAAAUUUUGUAAAAUUGAAGAUAAAUUAUAUAAUUUGAAUUUUGGGACAUUAUAAAUUAAAAAAAAGAUCUCUAGUUUUAAAUAAGAAAUUUGAUGGUACAGAAUUGACUUUGUGUUUAUGUGUUAUUUAAAUAUAUUUAUUAAUUGAAAGUUGCAGAAUUAUCUGAUUCUUGGCACAAUUAAAACAAAUUGAAAUUAACUGAAAAUAAAAAAUAUAUAGUAAAUUAUAAUUAUUAUGAGUUUAUAAAGAUUGAUAACUUAUUGUCUGCGUGAAGAUUAAAACUAGCAAGUAAUAUAUUAAUAUUAAUUUGUUUUAUUGAAUUUACUGCACAAUUACAAUCAUUUUUUCAGAACUGAUUAAUCUCAAAUGAAUUUAAAACUUAAUGAAUGUAGUUUGAAUAGAAAAAAACUAGAGGUCUUCAUAUUUAAAAUAAUAAACUUACGAAAAAGUACAAAUAUAAGUAUUUGUUUUUAAUAGUAUUUUAACUUGUAUAUACUUGAAAUCGAUAUCUUUUGGGGCGAACAUUUCUUACUGUACCAUUAAAAUUUUUUGUUAUUUCUUUUGUUGUAAAAUAUUUGUAUUAAUAAGUAAAUUUUUAUAUAAAUGCUUAUAAAUAA